This is a messenger RNA of Tyto alba (common barn owl), 7748 nucleotides long. RefSeq names its product doublecortin like kinase 3 (gene DCLK3). The transcript has 5 exons. Gene Ontology annotation, molecular function: ATP binding; protein kinase activity. Bases 123 to 2579 code for a protein of 818 amino acids. The record is from RefSeq and is a predicted model, not a curated record. NCBI's taxonomy places the organism in Eukaryota, Metazoa, Chordata, Aves, Strigiformes, Tytonidae. Gene Ontology annotation, biological process: protein phosphorylation; intracellular signal transduction.
UCCCUCCCUCCUUCCCUCCUUCCCUCAGGCUGCCCUGGCAGCUGGCGCGGAGGUACCGCGGUUGCGGUGGGGAAAAGCCGCGGAACCGAGCCGAACCGAGCCCCCCCCCCCCCCGCCGCGCCAUGCCGGCCGCCGCGCCGCCCCCGCUCCACCCCGCGGCGGGCUCCUGCUGCCCCUACGGCCACUGCGCGGGACACCGAGACUUGUUUGACCAUUCGUCACACAAUGCAAGCUCAAAAGUAAAAGAGAGGAAACUACAAGGGACUUGUCCUCCUGUUGGUCGUGGAAACUAUGGAAAACCAUGUUUAAGUGAAAGCAGUCAUAGGUCCCCGUUUUUUAAUCCCCGUAAUGGUUUUCACACGAUACAUUCAGAGCACAGUCCUGUGAAACCAAGGAUUAUUACAGUGGUGAAACCCGGUGGACGCACACUCAGAAGGAUAACCUUGCUUCUCAACAGGAGAUCGGUCCAGACCUUUGAACAGCUGAUGGCUGACAUUUCAGAAGCUCUGGGAUUUCCACGCUGGAAGAAUGACCGUGUGAGAAAGCUUUACAAUCUGAGAGGCAGAGAAAUAUGUAGUGUCUCUGACUUCUUCAGGGAAGGUGAUGCAUUCAUAGCUAUGGGGAGGGAGCCCCUCACUUUGAAGAACCUAGAAGUGGUAUUACAAGAACUUUAUCCUGAAAAUCCAUAUGCUGCCAGUGCUGCCAUUCAGCAGAAUGAGGAGCAAUCCCAAAAACUGAAGAGCAGGCUGUAUGACAAGGCUUCCAAAGUAGACAGUGGCUUUGAUGAGACAGAAAUUACCAAGAGCUGCAGUGGUAGCAUGUCUCCCAAACUGGUAGCUGGACAUGAAGGAAAAAGUCAAGUCAAGACAAAGCAAGAGGAAAAAAUGAGAACCAAAAAAAAGUGGAGUAGAGAGAGCUGGGGUGGUGAGCAAGGAGUGAAGUCUUCUAGAAAAACCCGAGAAAGCGAGAGGUACCUUAACCGUGAGAGGAGUCCUGAGGAUGGAUUAGAAGAGAGUUCAGAGGAGGUGCUGAGGUGUGAGAAGUGUGAACAGGAAAGGCAGGCCAGACAGAAGUUACAAAGGGAAAGGCAGGCUGAGGCCUCAUUUGAGAACAGAGACCUGAACACAGGCGCAUGUCAGAGGUACAAUGUAGAAAGAAAUGCAAAAGUCAGGAAUUGCCGAAAAUCUUCAGAAACUUGUCUGGAAGGUGAGGAAGUUGUUUGGAAGGAUAAUGGCUGUAGGAGAACAUGGAAGCCCCUACAUAGGAAUGUUAAUGAAGGGCUGGAGAAGCAAAAAAGGAGCAUUGAGAAGGAAAGGGAUGUGGAGAAACAUGAAAACCAUGGGAAGGAGGUAGUAAAAAUCAAGAAGAAUGCUGCAGAAGGGCUGCAGCUAACUCAUGAAGUGAAGGAAGAGAAUGGAAGUAGUUGUGUAAUGAACCAAAGUGGUUGGCUAAAGAAAGACAUUCCGAGGGAUGCUGAGAAACCAUCUAAAACACAUAGGGAGGGCAGAGAGGGUCAAAGGGCUAAAGAAGAGGGUGCCAGGAGAGAGGGGAAUAUUGCACAUAGAGAGUGUGACAUGACGCGACGAGAAAAAACGGGAGAGCGCAGAGUGAAUAAAGAAGAAAACAAGGCUCAGGGAUUGGAAAACACAAGUCGGAGGCAUGCCAUUAAAGCCAGAACUGAUGUGGAAAAACACUAUGAGAUUGGCAGAACUAUUGGGGAUGGGAACUUUGCAGUGGUGAAGGAAUGUCGCCACUGUGACUCCAAUCAGAUCUAUGCCAUGAAAAUUGUUGAUAAAUCCAAGCUGAAGGGGAAAGAGGACAUGAUGGAAAGUGAAAUUCUGAUCAUUAGGAGUCUCUCUCAUCCCAAUAUAGUAAGCUUAAUUGAAGUGUAUGAGACAGAAGCUGAGAUUUACCUAAUCUUAGAGUAUGUUCCAGGAGGGGACUUAUUUGAUGCAAUCAUAGAAAGUGUGAAGUUCACAGAGCAUGAUGCUGCUGUCAUGAUCACCGACCUGUGUGAAGCACUGGUUUAUAUUCACAGCAAGAACAUUGUCCACAGGGACCUCAAACCAGAGAAUCUUUUGGUUCAGCAUAAUGCAGAUAAAUCUACUACACUGAAACUAGCAGAUUUUGGCCUUGCAAAGCAGGUUACGAAACCCAUAUUUACCGUUUGUGGAACACCCACAUACGUUGCCCCUGAAAUACUUGCUGAGAAGGGCUAUGGGCUCGAAGUAGAUAUGUGGGCAGCUGGUGUGAUCCUUUACAUUCUGCUCUGUGGUUUUCCCCCUUUUCGCAGUCAGGAACGUGAUCAAGAAGAGCUGUUUCAGAUCAUACAACUGGGUCACUAUGAGUUCCUUUCCCCAUACUGGGACAAUAUUUCUGCAGCAGCAAAAGACCUCAUAACCAGGCUGUUGAUAGUGGAUCCCCAGAAGCGCUACACAGCACGACAAGUACUUCAGCACCCUUGGAUCAGAACAGCUGGAAAAACUAACAGCAGAAAUUUGCAGAGGGAAGUGACAAUAAAUAUUGAACGCCAUUUCCGGGCCCAGCGCCGAAAGGAAGUUGCUGAUGAGGGCACGUGAAGUCUCUUCAAGCUCAUUUAGUCGUCCUUUUGUUGAAUAACAAAUUAUUUGUGUUUUCUUUUCCAAAUGAAUUGGGCCUUUAGUGUAUAGCUGUUGCUGGCUAUCGCCAUGCCUGUUUUUUUUUUUUUUUUUUUUUUGUGGUUCUGAGAUUCUGAAGGACAGAGAUUCACAUCCACUUCCCCAGAUGGUACUUAAGAGUCUCUCUGUUGACAGCAGUGGGGACUGGAUAUUUCCUGGAGAGUAUCUAUUAUUUUUCUUUAAUUACUGAUUUGGGCUUUUACAUUACAAAAUGUAUAUCUGUUUUAGAUAACAGAUGUAUGCUUUUGUGGCUGACACUAGUGAUGACUCUUCUCUUGUCUUAUUUGUAUGAUAUCUUCCAGGAGUUUUGUGUUUAUAAUGUUUUCAAAAUAGCAGUCUGCAUACACAUCCUGCACUAAUUCUCUAAACUGUCUUUUCACCAAUUCCUGCUAGUAAUGGAGAAGGUGAAGGAGUUAAAAAAAAAGUAAAUAUAUUCUUUAGCUGUAGCAUAUGUUAAAUAAGCAGCAAGAUACUAUUUAUUAAGUUGUGAAGGAAGAAAAAUCCUUAUAGACUAAAUCAGAUGUUUUAUGAUAUCUCCCUUGGCAACAUCUUUCAUUGGAUGUUCUCAGGGACAGGGUAGUAGAUGGUACAGUGUUUCUGUUAAAUUAUGGUGGUGCUGUGUAGUAUGGUAGUUUCAUUUGUUUAUGAGAAGUGGGAAGGUAUUGUGUCUGAUACCUUUUCAAGACUAUAAUAAUAACUUUCAAGGAGCUUUUCUUCCUACUCUGGGAAGUAUAAGUUAAGCAAUUCUAAGAGAACUUUGGUUCUUUUCCCAAAGGUGUAUUUAUGGAAUGAUAACUCAAGCUUUUUCUCAUACUGAUUUUUUUUCUUAGGAGCCAUCCACAUGCAUCUGUGACUCUUCCAUGCUGAUGGAAAAUACAAAGCUGUGAAGCUGCUUUUGUGAUUUCAGUUAAUCCUUAUCUUCACGGUUCCCCUUUAAUCAACACACUUCACAGCUUAAUUGACUGUAUACACUUUUUCAGUGUAGUUUAGCAAUUGUUUAGUUUUUCUCCCCUGUUGUCUUCCCUGGGGACUCUUUCCCCUUGCUUUCAUGAGAAUGGACAAUGAGAUGAAAUUCCGUUAAAAUUCAACUUGGGGAAAAACAACAACUUGUUGGAUACAGAAAAGUCUCCCAGGGGAAGUGUCAGAUGCUUCAUUGCAUGUUUUUCUUAUAAUUUGAUUGGAUGCGAUUUUAAAGAAAUCCUGCAGGGAAAAAAAUACAGUCCUGAGAAGGGACAUGACCUAGAACAGCUUUUGAAUCUCAGAAUUUUUAGUUAACUAAUCAAAUCCAAAAAGCACUUGAGUUGUCCAUUUUAUAAUGCUUUGUCCAUGAGUUCCAUGUUCUAGCAAAUAAUAUUGAUGUUAAAAUAUCAGUGGUAUUAGCAUUGAAUUCAUAGCUUGUAGAAAUGAAUGAGGAUAUUUUACAAUUUCAGAGCUGAUGCUCUGACUAUGUAUUUCACAAUCAGAAAUGUCAGAAGCAUUUCAGAAUUAGUAGAACAUUUUAAUAACUAUAUGAACCAGAAUAUUAUUUUGGGUGAGUGCUAGUAUUUUGUGUGAACUUUCUGAAUUACCAAAAAGUGUGGGGUACAGUCAUAUUUCUGUUUCAAUUUGUGACUGUUCUGCUGCAAGAAUGAUGUAUGAAAGUAGAGACAACUUGGCUCUUAAAGGAGAAUUGCACUUUCAAUUUAACUUAUUUUUAAUAUAUAUUGGAAUAAGACUUGCUGUGGAGUUCAAGAAUUUGUGAAACAAACCAGUCAAAUCUUUACUGUAUGCCCAAGUAGUAUCUAUAUGAUAUGUCUUACCUCUGCUUUAGAGGCCCUGAGUCAGGAAGACUUUCCCUUUUCCCUUUUUAAGUGCUUUCCUGAGUUAAGGCUAUGUGUAACCUAAUAGUCUAAAAACAUUAUGUAGUCUUUGAGUAUUAGUAAUAACUUCUCCUCUGUUAAUUUAAGUCUAUUUUGGAUAGGAAACUGUGGAAAAAUAGCUUCUGACUUGCAAUAUUAUAUUUUGUAAUUAUCUUAUUUUUAAUAUAGUCAUUUAGGAAUAAAGUUUGAAGUGACAAAAAUAAUAUUUUAUUGGCAAUGAAUCUGACAGUUUGGAGGUUGUGUUACGAGUUGCCUUUUUCACCUUCAAGAACCUGUCUACAGCCUUAUUCAUAGUGCAGAAGAUAGAGCGUUUGCUUGUAAUUAAUAUAAAAGUAAUUAUUUUUUCAAAGAUUUUGGUUUUCUAUCAAGUUCUCUGCGUCCCAGACAGACUAAACAUGGACUGUGCUGCGAACUGUCACCGCAUUGCAUCUGUAAGUACAGACACUGCUGUGGCAGCGCUGAGGGACUGGCUUGUUGGUGUUGCUAAUAGACAUGUGGCGUUAGGCCCUCCUUCAGGUUGGGGGCUGAAAAAGCUUCCAGGUGCUUCUCAGGGUUUUUGCCUCUUUCUUCCUCUCUCCUACUUAGAUAUUCCUCCUUUUCUCCUGUUGCUUCCAGUGUUCUUGCUCUGCCUCCAUGCUACUCUAAGGGGUCCGGGUCCCCAGUCCUUAUGGAGUAAGUUGCUUGAAGCAAUGAGAACACAUAUGAUUUUGGAAAGCUCAGCCUCAAGCAUUGCUUGCUGAUGUUGAAAGUUAAUAAGAUUAGAGAGGUCUCACACAGGAAAACAGUGAAAAGCCCUUAUUGGUCUCAAAGAUGUCCCCUCACUACUGACUUUUCUCAAUCUUUUCCCACUGCAUGACAUUCAGACUCAGACCUGAUCUUUAUGCUCUGUAAGACAGUUUCUAACACCUCAACCAAAUUCAAACUCUAGAGUUGAGGAGUUUUGCUGUUCUGACUUCCUUUCCUGAGAUUUUUCAAAUGAUUAUUGGCUCCUUGGGUGCCGGAGUCAUCUUCCCCUUAUGCUUGCAUUUCUUGGUUGGUUCCUUUGUCUACAGGAGGUCUGAGGAGGCUCAAAGCUGGGGAAGAUUAAAGUCUCACAGAGAGCAAGUUCUUGCUUAUUUGUUAGGGAGAAGAAAUAUCCCUCCUUGUCCUUCAUUUAAUCUGUGUGAUUUAGACUUUCAUACAGCCUUAUAUUCCACCGAAAGUAAAACAAGCUGUAGUGUUUCUAACUCUUUAGAUACUAACAAUGAAGAAAGUCAAAAUAUACCAGCAAGAAAAACAAACCAAAAACCCCAAAAAGUUAAGUGCGGAAAGUGAAUUUGUACUGCAGACCUCAAUAGAAAAUAUCCACUUACAGGAGAUUUGCUAGGUCUCGGGCAACAGAAAGGAAGAACCUGUUUUUCCUGCAACCUUUUGCAAAUCAGCUGAGUAGGAAUCCUUUCAUGUUUCUUACAGCUGUUGGUUGCCAGAGAUCCUGACCAGGUUCUAGUUAUUCCAGGGUUAUUUCAUUACUCUCUGGUAUUGACUAUUCCAAAAUUUUUAGAAACCAGAGACCCUGACUCUCUGUUAUCUUAAAUCAUAAACAUAGUUGGUUGCAGUUUUUACACACUCUCGUAUUUUCAUGCCCUAACUGUAAGACUUCUCAGACUUUUGAGGCACCAAGAUCCAACCAUAUAGACUUACGUCAUCAAUGUGUGUCACUAGGAAAUUUAAUUGCUGGGUCUGCACUUAAAAUCACAGUCAAGGCUUUCAACUACAGUAGUGACAAAAGUGGUCACUGCAGUAUAGCUGGGGUCUAUGUGAGGAUGUGCCUCUCCCAGAGAUCAGCUGAAGAGUCCAAUUAAGCAUUUUGAGCAUCCUUGAAAGCCAGUGUUACUAGUUUUGUGAAUGUUAGGAGUUUCUGAACGUUAAGUCCAGGCUUUUAGUGACUGCCUGUGACUGACAAACUUAGUAGUAACUCUCUCCAGUGGUAAACUUUCCAUUGUUUAAAGGUAGAGUGGUCCUUGCAUGUCCCCUUACCAUUUGUCCACCAAGGUCAACCUCUUCACUUUCAGGUAUGUAUUAUGUUUCAUUGAUCCUAGACCUCAUCUCCCUAUUUUCUAUCGCCUAUUAUCUGCCUACUGUCAUCUACCUCUCUUCUCCCCUUGGAUGACUCUCAUUACUGAAAAAUGGUGAAAUCUUCACAUAUGAAUAUGUUUUUCUUCAGGAAACUCUGGCCUUAGAAAUGGGACAUAGGGAUGGGAACAGCACAGGUAAAUGAGCAAAAUAUUUUGAAAGUGUUCAGGCAUCUGUAAGUGUACAAAAGAUACUAGUGUUUCACAUUGCAUAGUGCAUAUCUACCUUAAAAUGAACAAUGGGAAUUUGGUCCUUGCUUGUAUCUUUAGCAACCUAAUAUUUAAAAAUGUGUGUCCAAGAGACUUGUGAUUGAAACUUGGCAGUACAGCAAGGACUCUGUUUCCUCUGAGACACAGACACUUUGGUUUCUUUUAUUCAGGGUCCCUUCUUCUUCACUGAAUAUUGUUCAGCCAUUCUGUGGGAUAGCUGAACUGAGAACCCAUUAAAUCUGCCAUCUGCGUUCUGACUGGCAUUAGAGGUGGAUUUCCCAUAUCUGUUACUGCAAUUUUUGGCUGUGGGGUGAAAGAGGGUUAGUGGGAUAUUACCCUCUGAGCUGGGGCCUUUUGGGUUAUGGUCCUACAGUGAAAGUGAAAUUUCUGAGUUGGCUGCUUGCUUUUCUGCAGGUAUCCGGAUUUGGGGCAGUAUUCAGUCUGCUUGAGAAUAUAGUAGAUUUGCUGUGCUUAUAAACUGAUCUUCCCAAACACAAGUAUCAGCCUGAAAUCUUUCUCCUACCAUUUCUUCUGUUGCCUAGAUUUCUCUUAAUUUAAGCAACGUAUGGAAAAUGUUUUUUAAGUUGCUGGGCAUGCAUUUUUCUGUCCUCUCUGAGUCCACUUGUACAAUUCUUUACUGUUGAUGUUCUUGUCCUGAAAGGAAUAUGGGCACUUUAACUGGGCUGACAGUGUAUAUUGGCACUGUUCGUUCUACAAUGUGGUUUAUUUGCAACUAGGCUGAAGGUGUAAUUUUCUAAAUUAAAAUACAUUAUAGACUUCAGCAGAAAAGAGGUUGUUCCUUCGCUCCUGCCUCCCCCCCCCACACCCCGCCCUAAAUAAAGGCAAACUAUAUAUUGGAUGUUAUAUUUCAAUAUUCUUUCCAAUAAAUUGGGAAACAAUUGUGUGGCUGA